AUGGCUUGGAAUGUACCUGGCCCGAAGGUCGACGCUCUUCAGGACGGCGUCAAAGACCGGGUCGCCACAGUCCAACGAGCCGGCGGGAGCAUCGUCGUCCUCAGCUUCAGCGUCGGCACCAGUGCCGACGGCGGCGGCAGUAGCAGCAACAUCAAGCGUCUCACCUCUGACAACACAGCCAACACCACCGGCGGCGGCGGUGGCGACGAACACGGCAAACACGUCCUCCGCAGGGGCGGCAUCGGCUUCGGUCUCGGCCUCCCAUUCCCCCCUGUCGAGACGGAAGGCCAGCAGCGCAAGCCCGUCGUCCGGGAACCCUGA
Colletotrichum aenigma is the source of this 321-nucleotide messenger RNA. RefSeq lists its product as uncharacterized. The transcript is spliced from 2 exons. The record is from RefSeq and is a predicted model, not a curated record. NCBI's taxonomy places the organism in Eukaryota, Fungi, Ascomycota, Sordariomycetes, Glomerellales, Glomerellaceae. Bases 1 to 321 code for a protein of 106 amino acids.